Messenger RNA from Trachymyrmex cornetzi, 516 nucleotides. RefSeq lists its product as uncharacterized. The transcript has 2 exons. Bases 1 to 516 code for a protein of 171 amino acids. The record is from RefSeq and is a predicted model, not a curated record. Lineage: Eukaryota; Metazoa; Arthropoda; Insecta; Hymenoptera; Formicidae.
AUGACUGGCGGAGAAUCGCAGAUUUUGAAGAUUUGUGGGACUUUCCACAUUGCAUUGGGGCAAUUGACGGAAAGCAUGCGAAGUGAUGGAGGCAUCUUUCGUGAAAGUCAGUUAGGUCAACAUCUUGAGGCAGGGCAAAUGAAUAUCCCACAACCGGAUAGUUUUUAUAGAGGAGGACCAUUGUUGCCUUACUGCAUUGUCGGGGAUGAAGCAUUUCCAUUGAAGUCAUAUUUGCUACGGCCAUUCUUCGGCAAAGAUAACUUGUCAGCCGAACAGUGCAUUUAUAAUUAUAGACUCAGUAGAGCCAGGCGAGUGAUAGAGAACUGUUUCGGAAUACUUGUUAGCCAGUGGCGAAUUUAUCGAAAAUCGAUUAUUAGCAGCGUGGAAACUACUAUGAAGAUUGUGCAAGCUACAAUCUGUCUCCAUAACUGGCUUCGCAAGAGUGACAUCGAGCAAACCAAUAACAUUUUACCAGAUAUGCUGGACAGAGAAACGACAGAAGAUGAUUACAUAUGA